Messenger RNA from Patiria miniata (bat star), 1963 nucleotides. RefSeq names its product adipocyte plasma membrane-associated protein-like. The coding region runs from base 406 to 1632 and encodes 408 amino acids. The transcript has 10 exons. Lineage: Eukaryota; Metazoa; Echinodermata; Asteroidea; Valvatida; Asterinidae. The record is from RefSeq and is a predicted model, not a curated record. Gene Ontology annotation, biological process: biosynthetic process. Gene Ontology annotation, molecular function: strictosidine synthase activity.
AUGUCCAAGCACAUGUCUGGAUUCAAGGAUAUACCCCAGGCUGUUUGUGUACAUCUGUUGCAGAAUAACACCCUUUAAAAACCUGCCAUGCGCUUUAUCAAUAAUCUUUUGUGAUCGCUGAAUGUAUUUGUUUUUUAUGUCACAAAGGUCAAACAACUAGACAAGCUUUUGGAGUAUGUCUGGUAAGGUCACACAACUGGCCUUGGAAGUUGGAGUUGUGAUCGGUAUACUGUGCCAAUAAUGAACCCUACGCGGUGUACAAGGGAUUUUUUUCAUGCGUUGUAUUAGCCGAGGUCCACUGAACUUGGGCAUAGGCCUACAUCUGUUCAUUUGUACAUAAUCGGAAAUUUCCGUAACUGCUGUGCUUAACUCAACAAUUAAAGUCUGUAUAAUUCUUAAACAAGAAUGCAGGGUAAUGCAAAACACCGUAAGGGGAAAAAGACUACCCCUGCUUCCAAACCAUCCGUGCAGAAGCCAGCUAAAAGUAAAACUACAAGCAAGAGAUCUUCAUGGAGUAGAACUCUGGCUGUAGUUGCUGUUAUGGCUACUGCCUUUGGCAUUGUGGUGUAUCUUCUGCCAUGCCCAAUUGACCCAGUACCUAUCAGCUUGCCCUCACCUCCACCACUGGAAGGCCCCCUAGCACCCAAUAAAUUGCUUCAGGAAGCUGAGAUAUUGCUACAUGGAAAAGUGGUUGGGCCGGAGGCAUUAGAGUUCCGAGAUGGUGCAAUAUACACAGGAACGGGAGACGGGCAGGUCAUCAGGAUAAAGAAUGACAAAAUAACAACCGUUGCAAAGUUUGGAACCCCACCAUGUGGACUUCAAAAAGAUGAACAUACCUGCGGACGCCCUCUUGGACUGAGGUUCCACACGGACGGAUUUCUCUACGUGAUGGAUGCAUAUCUUGGACUUUACAAAGUAGAUGUGGAUACAGGUGAGACAACAAAACUCUUGUCAGGUGAGGAUCCAGUAGAAGGCAAACCCAUGAAGUUCCUGAAUGACCUGGACAUAGACUCGGACGGGGUCAUUUAUUUCACUGACUCCAGCUACCGGUGGCAACGCCGUCAAAACCGACAUGCUGUUCUAGAAAACACAAACACUGCUAGAGUGUUUAAGUUUGAUCCCAAGACUGGUGAAAUGUCAGUGAUAAUGGACAACCUGUGCUUUGCUAAUGGCGUACAGCUGUCUCCAGAUAAAGACUUUCUUCUAGUAACAGAAACAACACAUGCUCGGAUAAAAAAAUAUUGGCUGAAGGGUCCAAAGAAAGGACAAGUUGAGAUAUUUGCCGAGAACCUUCCGGGGUUGGUUGACAACAUCCGACCCAGACAAGCAGGGGGUUACUGGGUAGGGAUGGCCGUCGUCAGGAAGCAGCCGAUUUCCUUGUAUGAUGUCCUGGCUGCAAGGCCCUGGAUGGUUAGACUAUUCGCAAAGCUUUUCAACCCAGAUUGGAUCAUUAAAUUUCUACCCAAAUAUGGCCUUGCGAUCGCAUUGGACGAGAACGGCCACAUCAUUGAGAGCCUCCAUGACACCACUGGGUGCAACAUUGCCUCAGUCAGUAGCGUACUGGACACUGGGGACUACCUUUACUUUGGAUCUUACUACGCCAAGUUCCUUGGAAGACUAAGGCUGAAGUAGAAGGUCAAAAUUCGUGGCUGAAUUUCCGAUGGCUCUGCUAAAAAUGGAGUUCAUCACUUACCAAUAAUAUUUUGUGCUUUCAGUGCCAAUUUUUUGCUAGUCUUGUUUGAAAAUGUCACUUUGUGACAUUUGUUAUGCAAUUCAUUAUUUGAAACUCUGCAUUUUUUUUUUAAAUUACCAUCAACCUGUCAUUGAUUUUAAUAUCAGAACUUUUGGAAUCAAGUAAAUUAAUGCAUUAAAGGGAAGAUACAACAUUUGCCAACAUAAAAAAACCCGAAAUGAUCACAUGCAUUAUCAUGAAAUACCUUACUGGAUUGUUAGGGAAUGACAG